Molecule: messenger RNA, 2088 nt
Organism: Marasmius oreades (fairy-ring Marasmius)
Lineage: Eukaryota; Fungi; Basidiomycota; Agaricomycetes; Agaricales; Marasmiaceae
Exons: 9
Coding region: 103-1941 (612 amino acids)
Molecular function (GO): protein binding
Source: RefSeq, a predicted model, not a curated record
CGGUACCACGACGACGUACCACGCACAUCAGGCUCCAGUUCUCACAGUCAUUGAAGGCUUCCUGUCCCCAAAAGCGCAAAAUUGGAGUCUGAAAGGUUUUGAAUGUCAUCGUCAGUCGUAUCGAGAGGAAAUGAUGGACUCCAGGCAGAGAGAAAGCUAAACAAUCCGUACUCGUUGCUAGCUCUUCCAAUCGUUCUCUUCUACGAGAUCUGCCAGUACCUACACCCCCAAACUCUUCUCGUUCUCUGUCGAGUGAACCAUCUGCUUCGAGAUACAUUGUCGUCCACAGAAAGUUCAGCAAUGGUUUGGUGCAUAAUGCGGGGACGUUACAACGUACCACCCCCCUUUACAGGCAGGACAGGUCUUUCGGAAUACGAAUGGGCAGAACUGCUGUUUGGCCCUCCAUGCUGCCAGAUGUGCGGUGGCCUCAAGCAGGACGCCCCGAGCCAUUCUGAUUUGGUUUUCCAACAGCGACUUUGCCUGCAUUGUUCCAAAAACAGUACUAUACAUAAAACGGAGAUCCGCGAGGGAAUCAAACAUGGCGUUUACCCCAAAAAUAUUCUCCACUACGUCGCUGCCAGUCCAGGCUACUUUCCCACUGGAAGCGAGAAAUUGUACGACCGCAAGGAACUGCAGACGGUGAUGGAACAGAUCAGCAGACAAAAAGGGCUAAGUAAGGACGGAUAUCUUCAAAACCGCAAGGACCACACGAAUGCAUUUUGCAAGCAUGUCUAUGAUUGCUCCGAGUGGAGAAGAUCUGGAAGUUACUCAUCUAUAUUAUGGGAAGGAAAACACAUCGCGGCAACUGGCCGCUUUAAUUCGGUCAUGUCACGACUCACGUCCAUGGGUUACUCUGAGAAAGACGUGGAAUGUGUAAAGGAACUUCGUUGCGUUCGCAAGUAUUCCCUUCUCUCAGAAGAAGCCUGGAUUAGAAUUCAGCCAGAGCUAUUGAGACCCAUAAAGAACGUUCGACUCCGAGAGUUUUUUCAUUACACACCCACAUCCGUGAUGAUCGUUCGCCGGGAAAUGUUACGACGUGUCUAUGCCGACUUUCUGAAAUCCCUUCCUCCUGGAACAUGGGCAUCGUAUCCACCCUUCCUGACCCUCAGCCUCUUCCCACCUAUGUUCGAGAUCCUAGUCUCCCCCGACAACAACCCGGUGACCGAAACGCAGUUACAAAAUAUUCUUCAUGGGGAGCCUCUCCAGAGCGAUCUAACGGCAUACGUUACGAGUGUGGAAAGAAACGUCGCUCGGGUCGUAAAAAGUUCUAGUUCCCUAUCUGAAAUCUAUUCUUCAGUCUUCUCGCUAACAGAACUCCAAUUUCCGUCCAAAUGCCACAAAUCGGCUACGGUUGUGAUCGAGUGCGCCCUUUGCUUUCGUUUAUGGGUUUCCACGGCGUCAUUCAUUCAACACCCAUGUUGCUAUUAUGGAUGGCGCGGUUCGGAUUCUGAAGAACCACCACUGGGGUCGAAAAUGCUGUCGGAACUCACACCUCUUGUCGCUAACAAAGAAGGGCGUGCGGCCAUGAGCUUGAUCUCUGCGUCUGGGUUGGAUGUAGUAACUACUACAGCGGAUGAAUUGGAUGAAUUGGGGAAGUUCUACAAGUGUUUGACCCAGAAGGACAAGGACGAAAAGGAGUAUUCUGGGACAUGGCGAGAGUGUGUCAUCCAUUUCUUUGGCUUCAACCCUGCGAAUCCCCAUCGUUUACACGAGGCACGGGAUGGUGACAUCCAGAGAUGGUUUGAAAUGCUGGGAGAUUCGCCGGAGAGGAAGGAUGAGAGGUGUUGUUGGUCUUGUGGGCAUUGCAACGAACACGUUGAUGCGCUGGUGACAAGAGAGGUUGUUCUGGAGCAUCUCCGCGCUCAGCAUUAUAUAUCGGAGCCGCAUGUCCCGAAUGACUUCUUUCACGUUGUGCCAAGCCGUGAAGAAUGCCGGAUAUGAAUCCCGUUUGGAUUGUAGCAGGGUGCAAGGCCGUUUCCCGGUAAUAAGUGGCAAGUUUUUCACAUUCGCAGCAGCACUGGCACAUGGAAAAUACAACUUGUUCGUAAAUAGUAGAAUGCAUUGAAAACCGUUGAUUCGUGAAGUUCA